This is a messenger RNA of Gopherus flavomarginatus (Mexican gopher tortoise), 3729 nucleotides long. RefSeq names its product small nuclear RNA activating complex polypeptide 3 (gene SNAPC3). Gene Ontology annotation, molecular function: core promoter sequence-specific DNA binding; bent DNA binding; RNA polymerase III type 3 promoter sequence-specific DNA binding. The record is from RefSeq and is a predicted model, not a curated record. Gene Ontology annotation, cellular component: snRNA-activating protein complex. The transcript has 9 exons. Lineage: Eukaryota; Metazoa; Chordata; Testudines; Testudinidae. Gene Ontology annotation, biological process: snRNA transcription by RNA polymerase II; snRNA transcription by RNA polymerase III. Bases 19 to 1167 code for a protein of 382 amino acids.
CCCCGGGGUGCUGUAAACAUGGCUGGAAGCAGUGGUAGUGCCGGCUGCGCGGUGCCGGAGUACGAGGUGCCUGAGUUGUACACGCGCGUGUUUCACGUGGGUUCCUUUGGCGCGCUCUGGAAGCAGAACCUGCACAGGGCAGACCUGUCUGUGCAGGAGGCGGUGGCCGAGGACGGGGCUGCCACCGUGGCUGAGGAUUUGGGCUGCGGGCUGGAGACUGCAGCAGAGCUUAGGGCUGUGUGCAGUACUGACAUGUUAAAGUCCCCUGAUAAAGAAGAAGAUCCAGAGAUUAUUUCUGAAGACAGCAGCCUAGUAACUCUUCGAAUUAGAAAGAAGGCCCUGGAGAGGCGAGAAGAAACCAUAAUUGUAGAUCGCACUUGCAGACAAGAAACAUUUAUUUAUGAAAUGGAGUCUCAUGCAACUGGAAAGAGGCCAAAAGAUCCAGCAAAUCUAAUUGAGGAAGGAGAACUUUUCCUAACUCUGAACAUCUUCUAUCCCGUCAUAUUUCAGAAGCAUAAAGAUCACAAACCUUAUCAGACAGUGCUUGUGUUGGGCAGUCAAAAACUCACUGAGCUCAGAGACUCCAUUUCCUGUGUCAGCGACCUUCAGAUAGGUGGUGAGUUCAGCAGCCACCCUGACCAGGCACCAGAGCACAUUAGCAAGGAUCUCUACAAAUCUGCUUUCUUUUAUUUUGAAGGCGUUUUUUACAAUGAUAAAAGGCACCCAGAGUGCAGAGAUCUGAGCAGAACAAUUAUUGAGUGGUCAGAAUCUCAUGAUCGAGGCUAUGGGAACCUUCAGACUGCUAAAAUGGAGGACUACACGUUUAAUGACUUGUCCAUCAAAAUUGGUUUUCCAUACCUCUUCUGUCACCAAGGAGAUUGUGAGCAUAUCAUUAUCAUCACAGACAUAAGGCUUGUUCAUCAGGAUGACUGCCUGGACAGAACCCUGUAUCCCUUGCUAAUCAAGAAGCAUUGGUUAUGGACUAGAAAAUGCUUUGUAUGCAAAAUGUAUACAGCCAGGUGGGUGACUAAUGAGGACAGUCUCGCUCCAGAGGACCCCUGUUUCUUCUGUGAUGUUUGUUUUCGAAUGCUCCAUUAUGAUGCAGAAGGCAAUAAACUGGGAGAGUUCCUUGCUUACCCUUACGUUGACCCAGGGACUUUCAACUAAGGCUUCAACAAGAAUGAAUUCAGUGAACUGGAACCAUGAAUCUGCUGCAGUGGCGGUUGGGUGGUUCUGAACAGAUGUAGUCUGAAAUACUGCUUAGGCCGUCGUUCCUUCGUUCAGUAGCGGGGGUUCCUGCGCACAUCAAGUUUUUUUGUCUUGUUGGUAAUCUAGAAAGGGAGCAUUUAUUUUUACACAAUGGAUUAGUGUGGAGGAAACAGCCUCAGCCAUGCUUCAUUUUAACUAUAAAAAUGUAAAAGUACUGUUUACUUUAAAAAAAAAAAAAAAAAAAGUGCUUACAGUACAUUAAAUGUGGAACUAUAGACUUCUAGGCAGAGAGACUAACACUUACAAACCUGGGUGUCCAAAGCUAGGGUCCUGAAUAAAAGAAAUCUGAUCUUUAAAAGCUGUGCUCCUUUGGCUUCCAUUAACUUCAUAGGAUACUCCAUUUGACUUGUAGGCACCCUGGUUUGAAAAUUCUGGCCACAGUUGCCUCUGAACAAGGGCAGAUGACUUUCAUUAACUCUGGCAGUAAUCCAAACCAAUCAAGAGGAGAGAAUACAUCCUAAGAAACCAGUCACAGAAUGCUAGUUUAUUUCCAGUCUUGCUUCAAGCAAUGGCUGCUUGUUAUUAAUCAACACAUUUUCCUUUCUUCCGUCUCUCUCUCUCUCUCUGAAGGAAUAGGCAUAUGUGAAGAGUAAAAUAUGUUGAUUUAGCAAUGCACAGUGGCCUACAUUUCAAAUUAAUUUCCUUUUUAUUUCAAUUCCUAUGCUCCUGAGUUUAUCAACUCAGUUAAAGUUCAUAAUGGGCAUUAUUGCAAGUGCAUCUUUGCUAUUUUAAUAUUACUUGACUUCUCUUUACUGAAACUUAAUAAAGUCCUAUAGUCUAAUUAAAAUGUGACCUGUCAGCCAAGUUCAUUCUGCUCAUGGAAUAUUACAUAAGUAAGAGUACCUCUGCUUGCUGAGAUAUAUUUCAAUCUUCCAGGGAGACUAGAUGUAGAGGGUUUUUUUUGUUUUUUAGUAUUCUGAAAUUCUGGGAAGUUGAACGGAACAGACCUCUGCUGUUUAGUAAGAGUAAUAGCAUGAAUUGCUCUUCUCUCAUACAUUUCAAAAAGUCCAUCAGUUUAAAAAAAAAAAAAAAAUCAGCUUUGCUGGGCAUGGAAGUGCCUUCACCUUGUGUAUAUAUGAAAAGAGUUUGUCAGAACUGACUCUGUAUUAUUCAGGUUUUUAUAUGCCUCAAUUGUGCCAACACUUACUCACAAUAGUGAGGUUAAGCAGAUGUGUAGUCCCACUGACUUAAAAAAUUAAGUAUCUGUGUAAGUGUUGGCAGGGGAUCGGGGUCACUAUUGUAUCUGAAUGCCUUCUUGUGGCACUUUAAGCAUUGUGACUAGUAUCAGUCAGUGGUCCUUUCUCCUUUCCUCUGCUGGGAGAAGAAUUAUUUGAAGUUUAUUUUUAUUUUACUCCUACAUUUGCUGUGCUAUAUGUCCUUUGAAAAUAAGGUCAAAGAAAACUUCCACUUGGGAUGGAAGGUGGGGAGAUUUGUGAUAGUUUAGUGUCUGCUAAGUGCGAGUGUGUGGUACAUUCAGUGAUGAUUGAUCCACCAAACUCAAACAGUCAUUAUCUUAGACUGGGUAGUAGUAGUAGGGGAGAAACCGGUCAGGUAAAAGCAAGACUAUAGGAAACAUUUCACCAAUAUUCCAGCUUUGCAAUUCAUCUAAUUUUUUUUCUUAAAAGGUCUUAAUAGGGGCAGAGAGGUGUCAUGGCUGAAACCUAGAAUGUGGAUGGGUGUGAGCAGAAAACACAUUUGAAAUAUGCAUGCUCUUGAGCCCUACCUAGUAUUCUGUCUCUUUUCACAGUAGGCUGGUUUGUGCUGCUAUAAUGGCUUUUCAAAAAAUUCCCUUUAGAAUGCAACUUUUAUUGCAAAUUUCAUGUUCCUUCAAAGAGGAGCAUUAUAGUGAUGCUUACCUUCCCCAAGCCCCUCUUCAUUGGCUGCCUUCUAUUAACAUAUGGGCUUUCCAAUCCUCUUUAGCACUGCAACUGUGAUUAGACAGACAGCUGGUAUAAUUUCUAAAGCUACUGUUUUGUUGUGUGAUAGCUUAUCCAUCUGAAUUCUAAGAGGCCGAUCAGUACAGAUUUUCUUACUAUAAAGAAUAGAGAAAUUCUGAGAUAAGGAAACCAAAAGUUUAAGUUUGGUCUAUAGUUUUAAUAAUAUUCUUUCCUAUCCUGUUAGCUCUAAAUAACCUGACUAAUUAACCACUUCACCCUCUCACCUCUGCAAGGCAAAGUCUCAGACAAACUUACCUUAAAAUGACUGGUUUAUAUAGGGUUUUUUUUUUUUGUUUUUUUUUUUUUAAACAAAACCCAACUUGCUAGAGCCAGUCCUCCAUUUAUCUGAUAACGUGCAGAGAUACAAGUUACAGCUCUGGUUGUGAGAAUUUGCUAUAUUUAUGUAUUCUGAAGGGGAGAUAGAGGAGUGCUACUUGCCUUGUAUGUGUUGUGUUCUGGCCCUAUCAUAUGCCAAAUGAAGUGACUUGAAUGCUAUAUUGAGUAAAAAUCACAGUAAAUUAUA